AUGUAUUUCCUCGCGGACGAAGCUACGGUGCAAGCCGCGACAGCUACAGCUGCGUCGCUUCUUCCCGCGUCCGCGUCCGCGUCUGCGUCUACCUCUACCUCUACCUCCGUGUCCGCAUCCAUGUCCUCCAACGCGAGCUCGUCUACGUUUGGCGUGCGCAGCUUGCAGGCCUCCGUUUCCGACUCGGAGCUCAGGGGUGGCAAUAGUAGACGGAACAGUCCCGCACCAGUAGUAGCACCGGUGGCGGCGGCGACAACAACAACAACAGAGGAGGUGGAAGUUGAAGAAGAACUGGAGGAUCAAGACGAGGACGGGGUUUUGGACAGACUCGACACCCAUAGCAUGGCUUCGUUGAGUACUGCGAACCAGGACUUCAUGUCGAGCGUGCCCUCGCCAAAGACAAACAUGAGCGUGCCGUUGACGCCGAUGCUGGGUCCAAGCAUCUCGCCCAGCCCUAUCGUCGGAAGCCCGGUCGCGUCGCGGAGCCGAAGCACUAGUGAUGGCGGUGACGGCUUUUUUGGCGGCGGAGGGCCGCAGCUUAUCAUGCCGCAGAUCGUCAUUCCAAGUCGGCGGCCCUUUACGGAGAAGGGAAAGCGGAUAGGGAAGCUUAAGAUUUUGAUUGCUGGAGAUUCUGGUAUCGGAAAGACGUCGCUGAUCAAGAGCAUCGUUCAGACUUGCGAAGAUAUCGUGCAUGUGGAUCCCGUAACGACGCACAAUAUCUCUACGCGGCACAGCAGCAGAAGGAGUGGAGGAGCAGAGGAGUGCACAAAGAAGAUCACAGAGGUUUAUGCUUCUACGCGGCCAUACCCUCAGUGGUGGAGCGAGAUCGACGAUAACAAAGUCCUCCGCCGAAGAAAGUCCCGUGGCAUAGAAGAACAAGUGAUCGAACGAAAUUUGUGCUUUGUGGAUACGCCUGGCUACGGUUCUGGAACAUCGUUUCUCGAAUGCAUCGAGCCCGUUGUACGCUAUGUGGAGGCACAGUUCGACCGGACGCAGUCAAUCAUCACCAAUGGGGAAGCUGAGCUGAUGUCGUUGCUCUCCGGAGGAGGCGCUCCUCAUGUUGAUGUUGUGUUUUAUGUGAUACUGCAUAGACUUAAACCCGUUGACGUGGAAUUCAUGCGCCGGCUCUCGCCAUUCACCAAUAUCAUCCCCGUCAUUGCCAAAGCCGACACUUUGACGCUUCAGCAAGUGACUAGUUUGAAGCUAUCCAUACUUGGCGAUCUUCGAUCGAACGGUGUUCACCCAUUCUUGUUUGGGGCGUCAUCAUCCGAUAUCCUGCGAAGCGCUGCCUUCAACUCGGAGGGUGAAAUGCCGACGGUCACCGCACCGUUUGCGAUCUCUUCGAUAGUGUCGUCGGAUUCCGAAAACAUGGAUGCCAGCGUUUUGAUGUCACCAGAGUACAUACCGCCGCUGAUAGACACCGAGCUCAAGCUACUGGUAGACUUGGUGUUCGACCCGGAAAAUGUUGCGUGGCUCAAGCACUCAACAGCCAAGAAAUGGAUGCAAUGGCGAAUGAACAAGAGCGCCGCUCAACUGAUCACCACCCGCCAAAUUGGCUCACCAGGACGACCCUCGACACCGCCCCGUAGCUACUCAGCCCAGGGAACGCUGGUCCAGUUCAACCGUGACCGAGCUUCCAGCGGCGCGGCAGAUAGUUUCACCCUCGCCCGAGUCGCCGACCACACGCAACGCGAAGAGCGCCUCGCCCAAGUGCGGCUCUCACGGUGGGCCAACGACCUGCAGAAAAGUCUCGCCGCCGAGCGCGAGCGAUACGAGCGGCUCGCUCGUGGCGACCGCGCAGUCUGGCUCACUGAGCGUCUCGGCGAAUGCAUUUCGGACGGCCAACUAGUUCCCAUCACCGUCGGCGGUGGCAGCAGCGGCAACGGCGGCAAGGCGGCGGGCUUCCGCCGCAGCGACGGCCGCAGGAAUAUGAACGGCGGAGUCGACACCCGCGAUCCGUUCGGUAUUCUGCAGAUCAAUGAAACCGUCGGGCAUAAGGUGCUGGUCAUGAUCAAGAUUGCGGGGCUGGGAGGCCUCGUCGGCGUGGUCGGCGUGUGGAUGUACAAACAGUGGGGCGCGAGCGGGUUCGGGGAGUUGUUGCAGGAGGUGGGGAGGAGUUGA
Molecule: messenger RNA, 2121 nt
Organism: Tricharina praecox
Lineage: Eukaryota; Fungi; Ascomycota; Pezizomycetes; Pezizales; Pyronemataceae
Product: Septin-domain-containing protein
Exons: 5
Coding region: 1-2121 (706 amino acids)
Biological process (GO): cytoskeleton-dependent cytokinesis
Cellular component (GO): septin ring; cell division site; microtubule cytoskeleton
Molecular function (GO): molecular adaptor activity; GTP binding; GTPase activity
Source: RefSeq, a predicted model, not a curated record